UUAGUUUCAUUUUUUUUCUUAGAAAUUAUGAAGGAAUUUCGCGCGACAUUGUCGCAAAAUAGUUUUCCGGGUGAAAGCCGAAGCCCCUUUAAUUGGAGCUUUAAAGCGGCGGCCGCCUUGGGAGUCAUUAACGUUUAGCGAGACAUAAUGAAAGAUAGGUUUGGCCAGAUAGCGGGAGGUUAGGCACUCGCGUUCGGCUGUAAGGGCUUGUGUCCUGUAAUCUGGUGUGUGGCUCGGAAAGUUUACAGGCAAGGCAAGGCCAGGCCCGGCCCGGCCCGGCCGCACCGACAGAGCGCCGGGCUACCGCCGCCGCCGCACCACCACCACCACCAACAUUACCACGAAUGGUACCGUGCCCUUAUUUUGCGCCCACCCUCUUUAUUGCCAUUAUCACAUCUGAGAGGUGCACGAACCUCGCGAUAGUCUUUGCAGAAACGAUGCGUGACGCUUAACUGAUGCGAAGGUGACGGGGCUACUUGAAGACGCACCGCAGAGUAGCUUGAUGAGUGUCCAAAGUAACAGUGGAAGUUUGGAGGGGACGCCAUCUUGGUCCCAGUUCUCCACGUCCCCAACGCCGGGAGCUUUGCAGACUAACACGGCACCUGUAAAGGCUAAAGAAGGUGCUGCAAUGGAAGAGCUUCAUAGCCUUGAUCCUCGACGGCAAGAGUUACUGGAGGCAAGGUUUACGGGAGGUGUGAGUACUGGGAGUGGAAGUGGAAGCACAGGAGCUAAAGUUUUAACAAAUAAUGAAUCUUCUAACCAUAGUUUUGGAAGUCUUGGAUCAUUAAGCGACAAAGAGUCAGAGACCCCAGAAAAAAAGCCAUCAGAUUCUGCAAGAGGAAGAAAGCGGAAAGCAGACAGCCAGAGCGAUAAUAGUCAAGGUAAAACCAAUGCAAGAGGACAUAAAAUCAGUGACUAUUUUGAUUAUACAGGAGGCAAUGGUACCAGUCCAGUAAGAGGUGUGCCACCUUCAAUUCGAUCUCCUCAGAAUUCCUUCUCUCACUCUGCCACCUCGUCUAUUCGGCAGAAUAGUCCAUCUCCAACUGCAUUAGCAUUUGCGGAUCUUUCUGCUUUACAGCCAAAGUUAAUUUCUGUCUCCUGCAAGACUACUCAGACUGAACUUACCUUGGGAAAACUGGCUGCACUGGAAAGUAAUAAGAAUCUAGACCUUGAGAAGAAGGAAGGUAGAAUAGAUGACUUGCUACGAGCCAAUUGUGAUCUAAGGAGGCAGAUAGAUGAACAGCAAAAACUCCUUGAAAAAUACAAAGAACGGUUAAAUAAGUGUAUGACGAUGAGCAAAAAAUUACUGAUUGAAAAGAGUAAGCAAGAAAAGCAAUCCAGCAGAGAGAAGAGUAUGCAAGACAGACUACGUCUGGGGCAUUUCACUACAGUCCGACAUGGUGCUUCAUUCACUGAGCAAUGGACUGAUGGCUAUGCUUUUCAGAAUCUCGUAAAACAACAAGAGUGGAUAAAUCAACAAAGAGAAGAUAUAGAAAGACAACGGAAAUUGUUGGCAAAGAGGAAGCCUCCACCAACUCAAAAUUUGCAGACCCCUUCCGCAAAUUCUGAGAUAAAACAACGCAAAGCAAAAGCUGUAAAUGGAGCAGAAAAUGAUCCAUUUGUUAGACCAAAUCUACCACAGUUGUUGACAGUAGCAGAAUACCACGAACAGGAGGAGAUCUUCAAACUUAGGUUGGGACAUCUUAAGAAGGAAGAAGCUGAGAUUCAAGCUGAACUUGAAAGACUGGAGAGAGUCAGAAAUUUGCACAUACGUGAACUUAAACGAAUAAACAAUGAAGACAGUUCACAAUUCAAAGAUCACCCCACAUUGAAUGAUAGAUAUUUAUUGCUACAUCUACUUGGACGAGGAGGCUUCAGUGAAGUAUAUAAGGCCUUUGAUUUAAUUGAGCAGAGGUACGCAGCAGUGAAAAUCCAUCAACUGAACAAAAAUUGGAGGGAAGAAAAGAAAGAAAAUUACCACAAGCAUGCAUGUAGAGAAUACAGAAUACACAAAGAACUGGAUCAUCCCAGAAUAGUAAAAUUGUAUGACUAUUUCUCCCUGGAUACAGAUACAUUUUGUACUGUUUUAGAAUAUUGUGAAGGAAAUGACUUAGACUUCUAUCUGAAGCAACAUAAAUUGAUGUCUGAGAAGGAAGCACGAUCCAUUGUAAUGCAGAUAGCAAAUGCAUUGCGAUACCUAAAUGAAAUCAAGCCUCCCAUUAUACACUAUGAUCUAAAGCCUGGUAAUAUUCUUCUGGUCGAUGGAACUGCAUGUGGAGAAAUAAAAAUAACUGAUUUUGGGUUAUCAAAGAUUAUGGAUGAUGACAAUUAUAAUGCUGUAGAUGGAAUGGAUCUGACCUCUCAAGGAGCGGGGACUUACUGGUACUUGCCUCCUGAGUGUUUUGUUGUAGGAAAAGAACCACCCAAAAUUUCUAACAAAGUGGAUGUCUGGUCUGUCGGAGUUAUCUUCUUCCAGUGUCUGUAUGGUCGGAAGCCCUUUGGCCACAACCAGUCACAGCAGGAUAUCUUACAAGAGAAUACAAUAUUAAAAGCAACUGAAGUCCAAUUUCCUGUUAAACCAGUUGUUAGCAAUGAAGCAAAGGCUUUCAUUAGACGUUGUUUAGCAUAUCGCAAAGAAGAUCGCUUUGAUGUGCAUCUGCUGGCUAAUGAUACUUACCUUCUUCCUCAUAUGCGACGGUCAAAUUCUUCAGGAAAUCUACAUAUGCCUGGGCCAGCCACAAUACCAGUUUCACCAAUGUCAAACAUAGUUUCUUAUUAAGACUGAUAGUUAGACUGACAGAUCUUGUUAAACUUUCCAUAUUAAUUCACAGCUGAAGAUGGGAUGACUUGAAAUAGUUUCUUCUUGGGAGGGAGAAUUGGAAGGAGAAAGCAGAGGCUGUGAAAGGAUUAGGGUGUACCAAUUUUUAAAUUCUUUGCUUUUGAUCUAUUUCAAAUAGAAUUGAACCAUGGAUAACAGUGAACUGCAGAUAUUAGCCGGAGUACUGCACACUGUAAAACUUAUGCAUUUAGGAGCUGAAAACUGUUCAUCCACAUUUUUUGGGAACACUGUAUAUAGUCUGUUUGGAAGUCACAUUGGGACUUCUGUUUUUUGUUUAAAAUAAGGCCAGAAAAUGAUUUUAGCACACAAAUACAACAGCCCAUCCAAAUAAAAUUGUGAAGAGAAAUUGAGUAGCUCUUAUGAACCUGUAAAUGCACAUAAAUAUUUACAUAUUGAAGCUACAAUAAGCAGCUGAUGUAUUUAUAGGUCAAAUUGUAGAAUGUACUGUGCAAGAUAAUAGUAAAAUAGCAUUGUUUUAUAUUGUUGUAAAUGAUUUCAUUAUAUUUACCUUGUUCUUAAGUAACAGCAGUUUGAUUUUGUAAAGGCUGUAUAAAAAUUUGGCGUUUUGUUUUUGCUUUCUUAAUCGGAUCCUGAAUUCCAAUAAUGGAUUUGCCCAUUGCUACAACGUAGCAUUGGUGUUUUAUUAAAACACGGCCUUCAUACAUUAGCAACAAAAGUCAGAUCUGUAAAGGCUUAAUUUUGUAUUUAAUGAGAUUGUCUUAAAUUUUGUAAUAUUGAGGGAUAGGCCAUUUUAUUGAUUAGCCUUGAUUGCUUGGCAUUAUUCGAGAGAUAUUCAACUAUUGGAGAAGAAAAACAAAAUGAAAUGCAGGACAAAUUCUUACAUGUUUGCAGGAUUAUUGGUUUCUUCUCUGUGUAGGCAUAAAUGGUGUGAAACAUUAAAUUCUGAACAGUUGCCUGUGCUGUACAAAUUACAACCAUUUUCAGAAAUGCAAAAUCUUAAUUGUUAGUACAGUUUUCUGCUUGUUUUUACAUCCAUGCAAAUAGAAUGCCUGUGUGUAAUUUAUACACUGAAACGAAAAAAGGUUUAUCUGGGCUUGUUAAUGUUGUAUAAUUAAGCUGUUGCCUGUGUUCCUGGUGUUAAAAGCUGCAUUGUUUUCACUGUAAAUAAAAUGUUUAACUGUUGACUUAAAAAUGUGCUGCUGAUACUGUAGAGAGUGCAGCCAAACCCAGUAAUAAAACUACAAAAUUCUAUUUCAUUCAUGUUUUGACUAAAAGUUCGUUGUGCCAGUUGCUGCCCAUAAAGUAGUGAGCUACUGCCCUAAAUUCUGACUUCAGGUCUCUGCAUGGUGUAUAGAUUAAGUGGGAAGAGAUGCAAGCUCUACACACAGUGAAAAUAACUUCAACAGCUGAUUAGACCACGUUCCAGCUUGUGUAGAACCUAUUUCAGACAUUGGUUAUUGACAUAAAGUCCUGUACUUAAUUUUUUCUAAAAGUAACAUACUGCUCUAUUGCUUAUAGUGAGUAAUGUGCACAACUUCGCAUGAACUAAAUUUUAAUACUUCCAUGUUUAAUGGAAAUAUGUAAAGUUGCCAGGAUAAAAAUCUGAUGUCAAUGCAAUUCAAGUAAAGUUAUUCCAUCAAGUGGAACAACUGCCUCUGUACAAGAUACUGAAUCAGCACUGUAUCUAGGCCUCAGGAUUUCACUCCAGCCACUUUAAAAAAAAAUAGAACCUUUAUUCUCAUAGAGCAUUACAGCACCGAAAUAGCCCAUCGGCCCAUCUGGUCCCAUCAAGCUGCACCCCUAUAUCCCUCCCAUCCAUGUACUUAUCCAAACUUUUUAAAUGUUGAAAUCAAACCUGUGUCCACUACUUCAGCUGGCAGUUUGUCCGCCACCCCAGGUUUACCUUAAACAUUGCACCUUUCACUCUUAAACUAUGACCUCUAGUUCUUGUCUCGCCCAUCCUUGGUGGAAAAGCCUAUCUUAAACCACUAUAAAUACGCUCUCAUUCUCUAAUGUCCCAGGAACUAAAGUCCUAAUCUAUUCAACCUUUCCCUAAACUUGGAUCCUCGGGUCCCAUCAAUAUCCUGGUAAAUUUUCUCUCUUUCAAUCUCACUGAUAUUUUUGCUGGAGGUAGGUGGCCAGAAUUGCACGCAAUACUCUAAAUUAUGCCUCACCAAAUUCGUAUACAAUUUCAGCAUAAUAUCCCAACUCCUGUACUUGAAUUUAUGAAGGCCAAUAUGCCAAAAAAAAUUCUUUAUGACCCUAUUUAUCUGUUGUGUCUCUUUCAAGCAGCAUUGGAUGUCUAUUCCCAGAUCCAUCUAUUCUACUGCACUCCUUGGUGCCCUACCGCUCACUGUGCAAGUCCUACCCUGGUUUGUCCUCACAAAGUGCAACACCUCACACUUGUCUCCCUUAAAUUCCAUCUGCUUCUUUUCCAGAAGAUCUAGAUUCCACUGCAAUCUUUAAUAGUCCUACUGAUUAUGAAAGUUUACCACAUUAUUGUCUAGAUUGUUAACAAACAAAAACGGAUCCAGCACUGAUCCCUGAGGCACAUCACUAGUCACAGUCCUCCUCUCAGAGAAGCAACCAUCUACUACCACUUCAUGGCUUCUGCAAAGCUAAUGCCAAAUCCAAUUUACUACCUCAUCCUGAAUUUCAAGUGACUGACCUUUCUUGACCAACCUCCCAUGUAGGAUCUUGUCAAAGGCCUUGCUGAAGUCCCAAGUAGAAAAUGUACACUACCCUGUCUAUCCAAAUACUUGCACAGUAUAUCUGGUCCCUUAGAAUAUCCUCCAGUGUUAAUGUCAGGCUCACCAGCCUAUAAUUUCCUGGCAUAUUUUUGGGGCCUUCCUGAAACAAUAGUACAAAAUGGGCUAUUGCCCAUUCAUUGACUAUUACACCUCACCCACGGCGAAGGAUAUUUCAAAUACCAUUACUAAGGCCCCUACAAUUUCUGCACUGUCCUUCUAAUAAGUUUGAAUAAACAUCUUGUCACCUGAGGAUUUAUUCACCCUAAUUUGCCUCAAGACAAAGCAACCCCUUCUCUGUAAUCCCUAUAUGGUCCAUGACCUCACUGCUGUUUUGCUUUGGUUUUAUAGACUGGCCACCUCUGGAGUAAAUUGAGAUGUAAAAAAAUCCAUUUAAGAUCACCUACAUCACUUUUGUGCAUAGAUAACUACAUUGAUUUUUCAAGAAGAUCAAUUCUGUCCCUUGCUUUCCUUAUUCUCUUAAUAUAUUUGUAGAAGUCCUUGGGGUGACAUCAUGCUGUCUUCCUGAUUUCCCUCUAAUUUGUUCUCUUACAUUUCUUAUACUUAAGUUUUAUCUCAUUUGUUCCUUGCUGCCUAUACCUGCUGUGCACCUCCUCCUGGACAUCAAUAUCUCUUGAAAACCAAGGUUCUCGAAACCUGUUAUCCUUGCCUUUUAUUUUGAUAGGAAUAUACAAACACUGCAUUCCCAAAAAUUUCACUUUUGAUGGCCUCCUACACUGAGCACAACUUUGCCAGUAAACAUAAAAGUUCCAAUCCAUACUUAAAGAUUCUUUCUGAUACUAUCAAAAUUUGCUUUUCUCCAAAUUAGAAUCUCAACCUGAGGACUAGACCUAUCUUUCUCCAUAAUUAUCUUGGAAUUAUGAUAUCUGGAUUCAAAACGUUCCCCAUACACACAUUUCUGUCACCUGCCCUCUUUCAUUCCCCAAUAGGAGAUCCAGUUAUGCACACUAUAUAUGAAGUAACCUCAAAUUUUUCCAUCCAGCCAUUUUACACUAUGGGAGUCCCAGUCAAUACGUGAAAAGUUAAAAUCACCUAUUAUCGCAACCUUGUGUUUCUUGCAACUGUCUGCAAUCUCUCUGCACGCUGCUACUCUAAAUCAUACUGACUAUUGGGUGGUUUAUAAAAUAAUCCCACUAAUGUAGUCAUCCCUUCUGUUAUUCCUCAGUUCCACCCAUAGAGCCUCAAUCUGUCCUGUCUGAGCACUGCCAUGACAUUUUUCUUGACUAGCAAUAUUAUCCCUCCUGCUCAUAAUGGAUAAAACUACGGAACCCCGUAACAUUGAGCUGACAGUCUUGCACAGGCUUUAUAUAAAUUGGGUAUUUGUAACCUGGGGUGGAUAUAUACAGACACAAAACUGUGAAACAGUUAACAAGCUUUGUUUUAACCUGUAUCUUAUCUUUCUUUUCUAGGAAAUUAAGGAGCACGGCACUCGGGCCCUCAAGCCUGCCCCACCACUCAUGGCUGAUCGCAGGCCUCGAUUUGCAUUGGGAUAACUUUCAAUAUAAAAUAAGGGAUUCCUGUAACUUUCAAAAUUAGAUUAACAAAUAAAUGAGAUGUACCAUGAGUGAAGGUUGCAUUACACCAGUGAUUUUCUUAGUGAUAUCAGAAACGAGUAUGCCUUGUAUUUAUACACUGUGCUCCAGUGCUAGUGUUUGAUUCUGUGUGAGACAAUAUGGUACACAAUUUGUAAAAUUAAAACAGAAAAUACUGGAAACAGGCAGGCAACAUCUAAUCCUCUUCAUCAGAAAUGGUAUUAAGGAACAAAUUACUAUAUGUAUCAAAGAAGGGAUGGGGUUGAGAUGGGAUAAAUGAUUGUGAUGGUUAACAUCAGAUUAAGGAAUUUUGUGUUGAUUAUGUGAGGCACAUCCAGCAGACAAGCCAAUAUAAACACAAAGGAAAAAGCUGAACCAAAACAAUGAGAGGGAAAAUUGGCCAUUUCUAAAUACAAAGAAAAGAGAGACCCUCUAAAGUUUGACAAUUUGAUAUUGGCCCCUGCAGCUGCAACAAGAUCAGAUGUUUCUCAAGCUUUCAUCGUGUCACAAAGAAAAAGAUCAAAAUGGGAGUGGAGCGGUGAAAAGUGAGAUGCUAUGGACCAGCUGCAGGUGCUUCUCAAUUCAAUGACCCAAUCUGUGUGUUGUUUCUAUUAUGUAGAGAAAACCAUAUUGUGAACACCAAAUAAAUUAGAUUGG
Mobula hypostoma (lesser devil ray) is the source of this 7757-nucleotide messenger RNA. Its product is annotated as serine/threonine-protein kinase tousled-like 1. The coding region runs from base 503 to 2779 and encodes 758 amino acids. Gene Ontology annotation, cellular component: nucleus. Gene Ontology annotation, molecular function: protein serine/threonine kinase activity; ATP binding. The record is from RefSeq and is a predicted model, not a curated record. Gene Ontology annotation, biological process: intracellular signal transduction; peptidyl-serine phosphorylation; chromosome segregation. The transcript has 22 exons. Lineage: Eukaryota; Metazoa; Chordata; Chondrichthyes; Myliobatiformes; Myliobatidae.